GCUCCCAGCCUUACAGCUGCUGCACAAUGCAUUGGCAAAAGAAGGUUUCCCUACUGCUGCUGCUCAUUUUUAGCUGUUGUGGUGGUGCCUCAUCUGCAGAAAUAGAUAGUCCUACAACAAGCACCAGUGUUCUUGAAACUGUCACUACAACAGCUUCCUUAGUCAUGACUACAACAACUCAACAUGUGUCUGCGACUGUCUCUUCUAACACCAGUGUAACCCCACCUGACAGUACAGCAACCUCUUAUGAACCUAGCACUAGUAUAUCAACAGUGCACACUACGGAAAACACAACAGUGAAUGCUACGGAGAGCACAACAGUGCACACUACUAACAGCACAAAAGCUAAUGAUACUGACAGCUCAACAUCAAGCCCUUACAUUACAAAUACCACCAAUACGUUAAAUGGUACAUUAUCCCCAGAAGGGGCCGAAGAACUCAAAGGUCUGUCAGAGAACCCUGGACUGGUUGCUGUCAUCUGUAUAUUUGUGUCUAUUCUCUGCAUUGCUCUUGUUGUCACGGCUGUAAAGUUCUGCCAGAAAAGUGAACCAGAAUUCCAAAAACUGGAUGAAGUCCCCAUGAACGGCAUAAAUGAAGAAGCUCCUUUUGCACGCUACCCUCCCAAGUAGUUCAGUUGAUGGACGUUAAUCAGUGAAUUGUAAUCUACAGAACCUGUUCUAAAAGAAUACUCUCCAGUGUUUCUGUAAUAUAUAUAUAUUUUAUAAUUAAACCGUAGGUAACUUAAGCAUAAGCGGUGCAGAUUAAUGGAAAGAGAUACAUUCAUACAUACUGUACAUACGCAAAGCAGUUUGGCUUAUUAGCAAACACAUUUAUACACAAUGCUGUAGAGUAGACACAGUUAUAUAAAGACGUGCAUUAAUACACACUCCCAUAAACAGACCAUUGUUUAGUAAAUGCUUUCAUAGGAUAAAAUAGCAAUAUAGUGUUCCAGUUCUGAAGCUAACUGUUCAAGGAACUAUCUAGUUCUUUUUACACUGUACAUCUUAUACCCUAAUAGCUCCCUCAACCUUUCGUGAACCUUUAUGAUAAGAUUUGAAAUAGUUAGUUUUAUCUCAUCCAUAGAGAGAAAUCGCACAAAAUCUUUGGGGUCUUUUUUGUGCAUUAUUUUGUAAAUUAUGUAUCUCCCCCUCACAUCCGGAACCUGCAUAGGGAUAUAAAUAGCUCACAAGGUAAAGUUUGACUUUCAAAAAUUCUUUGAGGAACCUCACAGUACUGACUAGACUUCGUAGAUAAUCUCACCAGAGCGAACAGCUUUAAAUCAUUGGGCCCCCAGUGACAUAAAAAUAUCUAGUCCCUGUGUUAUCCUUGGUAGUACAUUUCUCUAAAUUUACCAAUGGUAGAACUUCAUCUAAAGUUGCUCAACGCUAUUCAAAUCUUUUAAUUAAAUAAAGCUUCUCCGUAAAUCUCA
This is a messenger RNA of Bombina bombina (fire-bellied toad), 1429 nucleotides long. RefSeq lists its product as uncharacterized. Lineage: Eukaryota; Metazoa; Chordata; Amphibia; Anura; Bombinatoridae. The record is from RefSeq and is a predicted model, not a curated record. Bases 27 to 629 code for a protein of 200 amino acids. The transcript has 6 exons.